Molecule: messenger RNA, 948 nt
Organism: Cladocopium goreaui
Lineage: Eukaryota; Dinophyceae; Suessiales; Symbiodiniaceae
Source: the annotation of a GenBank genome assembly
AUGCCAUGGAACCACACGAAGCAACAUGCCGUACAUCGCCUCAAAGCGGAGUGGUGGGAUCCAUACAUUGAGAAACAGCCUGUGUCACCCGCAGAAGGCGAGCUGCCCAACUACACAGGUUGGCCAACUGCAGGGCCCUCAAGUGAUGUGAUGCUGCUGAAGACCCGUAGUUCCGCUGUGGCUGGCCAUGUGGACUGGGUCGGCUGGACACGUGAGGCCUAUCGGUCACCCAGCCGCAGCAUUCCAAAGCGGCGGCUCUUCUCGCGCAGAGUGCCGCCCAAUCGAUGGUGUCAAAACUACGGUUACAUUGGCACAGACGGUCAAGUACAUUGGCCCGAAGAAGGGGGUGCCUUGGUCGGUGCUGCUUGGCGCGGAAAAAGCGCCCCUGCACCAUUGUCGUCCAGGAUGGGAAGGCAACCGUGUGUUGCAACCUACGAAGUUCAAGGGCCCUCGGCCUUGUAUACUCCGCAGGCCCCUCCUCAGCCACAUGCAGAGCCACUCCAAUUCGAUGCAGCCAACAUUGGUGACCAGCAGAAGAGGGAGAGGCUGGCAGAACGGCUCCUGGAAGGGGAGAGAGUUUGGGCUUUGCUGCGCUCAGCCUAUUUGGCUGGUGCUGAGCUUGGUGACCAGGGAGCAGACAGGGCUGGCCAUGGCCCUGCAAGUGCCAAAGCUGGCGAUGCAAAGGACGAAUCUGAGCAGCCAAGCAAGGAAGGCUGGGGUUGCGACGCUCCUUUGCUCGAAGCUUCAAUCACCGUGCGGGAAAAGUUACGAGCCCUGAGAGCAAAGACCGAACAGGCGGGACAAGUCCUCCGAAAGCCUUGCCGCUCAGAUAGCACAUGGAUGAGCAUUGUAGCAUUGGUGGAGGGGAGAGUUCUCUGCUGUCUUGUGUUUUUCCAAUCUCUGUCAAACUGCUUGGGUGGUGUGGCGGAACUGCGGAACCAAAUUUAG